This is a messenger RNA of Callorhinchus milii (elephant shark), 1773 nucleotides long. Its product is annotated as guanine nucleotide-binding protein G(q) subunit alpha. The coding region runs from base 374 to 1453 and encodes 359 amino acids. NCBI's taxonomy places the organism in Eukaryota, Metazoa, Chordata, Chondrichthyes, Chimaeriformes, Callorhinchidae. Gene Ontology annotation, molecular function: GTPase activity; G protein-coupled receptor binding; GTPase activator activity. The transcript is spliced from 8 exons. Gene Ontology annotation, biological process: action potential; phospholipase C-activating dopamine receptor signaling pathway; adenylate cyclase-modulating G protein-coupled receptor signaling pathway. The record is from RefSeq and is a predicted model, not a curated record. Gene Ontology annotation, cellular component: heterotrimeric G-protein complex.
GGGGGGAGGUAGAGGAAAGAGGGCUAUUAUAAUCACUGGAUUAUUUGUCGGGUGUGUGUGUGUGUGUGGCUUUUGCUGUGCAAUGGUUGGGAUUUUUGGAGGUGAAUUCCCAAGUCUCUCUCCAGGAUUUGCAGUGAGAGUGAGUGAGUGAGAGAUUGUGAGUGGGUGAGUGAGUGAGUGAGUGGGUGAGUGUCCGCCAUAUUCUCUCCAGCUCACCACGCCCGUGGAUCUGGUGGAAAGCAGCAGUCAGUCAUGAAGUAGUGGAAGCCUGAGAGAGAGGAGAGGAGAGAGAGAGAGAGAGAGAGAGAGGAGAGAGGAACCAGAGGGAAAAACCAGGAGAGAGCGGGGAAGGAAACCCACACAAGUCGGCUACAUGACUCUCGACUCCAUCAUGGCGUGCUGCCUGAGCGAGGAGGCGAAGGAAGCGAAAAGGAUCAACGCGGAGAUCGAGAGGCAACUGAAGAGAGACAAGAGGGAUGCCCGCAGAGAGCUGAAGCUGCUGCUGCUCGGCACAGGAGAAAGUGGUAAGAGCACUUUCAUCAAACAGAUGCGAAUUAUCCAUGGGUCGGGCUACACUGAUGAGGACAAACGUGGCUUCACAAAGCUGGUCUAUCAGAACAUCUUCACUGCUGUGCAAGCCAUGAUUAGAGCGAUGGAUACUCUCAAAAUACAGUACAAGUAUGACUACAAUAAGGCAAAUGCACAGUUAAUUCGUGACAUUGACGUAGAGAAGGUGUCGUCAUUCUCUAACCCAUAUGUAGAUGCAAUCAAAUGUUUAUGGAUCGACCCAGGGAUCCAGGAAUCCUAUGAUAGACGGAGAGAAUACCAGCUCUCUGAUUCCACCAAAUACUAUCUUAAAGACUUGGACCGUAUAUCAGAACCUUCCUAUCUACCCACUCAACAGGAUGUGCUUAGAGUUCGAGUCCCAACAACAGGGAUCAUUGAAUACCCCUUCGACUUACAAACCGUCAUUUUCAGAAUGGUCGACGUUGGGGGCCAGCGGUCAGAAAGAAGAAAGUGGAUACACUGCUUUGAAAAUGUGACAUCCAUCAUGUUUUUAGUUGCCCUUAGUGAAUACGAUCAAGUUCUUGUGGAGUCGGACAAUGAGAAUCGAAUGGAGGAGAGCAAAGCACUAUUUAGGACAAUUAUCACAUAUCCCUGGUUCCAAAACUCCUCAGUCAUCCUCUUCUUAAACAAGAAGGAUCUCCUGGAGGAAAAGAUCAUGUAUUCCCAUCUAGUUGAUUAUUUCCCAGAAUAUGAUGGUCCGCAACGAGAUGCACAAGCCGCGAGGGAGUUCAUUUUGAAGAUGUUUGUGGACCUGAACCCUGAUAGUGACAAAAUUAUCUACUCUCACUUCACAUGUGCUACAGAUACAGAGAAUAUACGGUUUGUCUUUGCUGCUGUCAAGGACACUAUCCUACAGUUAAACCUGAAGGAAUAUAACCUGGUCUAGUUCAUUAACUCGACCUGGGAAAAAAGUAAAAGCAACUGUAUUAUCUGUGAAAAUGAGUUGCGUAAUGCUAAUUUAUUGCCAUCCUGGACUCUGUGCACUCACAGGGUUUUAGUAAAUAUUGCGAUUUUAUUUAAACAAUGGGACAAAAGAUGCUGACAUAACUUUGCAGCACUGGUCCUCUUUUUAGGCAAAAUGUUGUGACUUUGUGUAAGAUUUUUUCAAUUUCCGUUGUAAAUUCCAUUUAUGCAUUCAGAAGUUAGGGGUUUACUUUUGCUUCUCUGAGCACCCCCUACCUCUUUCCCCCACCUCCCCCCACUUCC